This is a messenger RNA of Xyrauchen texanus (razorback sucker), 1062 nucleotides long. Its product is annotated as elongin-B-like. The record is from RefSeq and is a predicted model, not a curated record. NCBI's taxonomy places the organism in Eukaryota, Metazoa, Chordata, Actinopteri, Cypriniformes, Catostomidae. The transcript is spliced from 4 exons. Gene Ontology annotation, biological process: transcription elongation by RNA polymerase II. Gene Ontology annotation, cellular component: VCB complex; elongin complex. The coding region runs from base 34 to 420 and encodes 128 amino acids. Gene Ontology annotation, molecular function: protein binding.
CUCGCGGUGUAUUGUGGGACAGUGGAGCGGUGAAUGGUGAUUGACCUCACAACCGCUGAAAUGGAUGUAUUCUUAAUGAUCAGGCGUCAAAAGACCACAAUCUUCACGGACGCCAAAGAAUCCACAACCGUUUAUGAGUUGAAACGCAUCGUGGAGGGCAUAAUGAAGAGAUCGCCUGAGGAACAGAGACUAUACAAGGAUGACCAGGCGCUAGAUGACAGUAAAACACUAGGAGACUGUGGCUUCACAAAUCAGACAGCCAGACCACAGGCCCCUGGGACUGUAGGACUGGCCUUCAAGAUCAAUGAUGAUGCCUUUGAGCCCCUGCAAGUGGAGCCGUUCUCCAGCCCUCCUGAACUUCCCGAUGUCAUGAAGCCUCAGGACUCUGGCAGCACAGCCAAUGAGCAGUCAGUACAGUGAGCACGACUGCAUAAUGACUAGAGUAGCAUGAGUGUACUGAUACAACACGUCAGGAUGGAGCGAGUAUGAUUAUGGGGAUAUAAGAAACCAAAAAGAUCUCACCAGUCGCCACCCACCGCUGAACUAAAGCCAAUUACUAAAUGUCCAGAGAAGCAUCUAGAAAUAAGAUUACUGUUGUUGUUGAUACGUCUGUUUACUUCAUUAUCUGGACUGACACAAUAUUCCAUCUCAAGUGACUGACCUCAUUUUAAAUGUCAUAUGUGUCAAACUCGUUUUCUUUGCCUGAAUGAAAUUUGAAGCAUUAGAGAGAUGCUGUUCCUUUAAGAGGCUGUUUACAUAAUUUGUUAAAAAAUAUAUAAAAAAGAAUUUUGAUUUAGCACCACAAAUGGCACAUGGGGGAGCAAGUGUGAUGCAAAGGUUUGUAAUUGCAGAUGUGCAUGUAUCAGUUUUAACAUGUUACACUUGGAAGCAUGCAGGAAAUGUUAUCUUUUGAAGAAGAAAGCUUUUUGGUUUAGUAUGACCUCCGUUCACCUCUGCAGCUGAUUUCUAGUGCAAUGUAUGUUUUUUUUUAUUAUGAUAUAAGCCUUUAGAUAACAAGCUUCCCCUUAGUCAAAGAGAUUAUUAAAUCAGAAUUUUGCAUAA